GCGCCACGCCGGAGGCUCCAGUCCGAGCCCAGCAUCACUCGUGGUGGUUUCGCGCGCGCAUCCCCCGCCAAGGUGCGACUACUUUUCGAGGAAAGGGAAAAAAGAUUCCGUCCUCGCGAUUCUUGCCACGCUUUCGACCCCCUUUGUCAACGCGACACCCCGGAAAACGCGGCGUCCAACGGAUCGCGGCCACCAUCGUGGAGAUACGACGAAAAACGGGAGUCGAGAUCGAGGGAAAAAAAAAAAGAGAGAGAGAACGGACCGAUCGCGCUCUCCUUACUCUCGACGUGCCAUGAUCGCGAGACGGAAGAAGAAUCAUCCGGCGAACGCGACGGUGCAUCGCGACGUGACACGAUCCAUGUGAAGAAGAUGGGAGAAUCGGCGGCAAGUAGUGGACACGAUCCAUCCACGAGGAAUGCUGGAAUAUUGAAAGAAGGAAUAUUCGAUCGUUCGAUGCACGCCCUCGAGAUCGAGAAAACGUAUGUGUGCCGUCUAUUAAAAAAAGAAACGCGAGUGCUCGUAUCGAAAAUUCGAAUACGGCCCGUGCUCGUUUCGACUUUGUAAACAGAAAAUUUCGGCGCCGUUUAAUCCUUCGUUUGUAUACACGAGAGUUCGUGGCGAGAAAUUCGUGGAAAUAUUCGGGAACGGUGUCGCCGUCGAGAGAGGGGCAAAUAACAAUAUUGUCGCAAUCGUGCGGAGAGUCUCGAGGACGAUAAACGUGCGAGAAUUUCGUUCCACGGGAAAGAAACGACGUUGUGCGUGAUUUUAUUCCGUUAACUGCGUAGUGAGUGUUUUUUCUUCUUCUCUGACACGUUCUCUACCACCUAAUGGAUAUCGGUGCGAUCUGAUCGUUGGAUGGACCGUGCGAAAUCAAGGGAUAAUCACGAUCCGUAAACGGGCGUAAAGUUUCCGUCGCGCAUCGAUUCGUAAUCGUGUCAAGGAAUGCACGACGCGCUUCGUGACGACGCAUCAUGCUCCGUUGCAUGAAUAUUAUUACACCAGUGCAAGUGCUAGAUCCGUGGCAUCGAUCCCCUCCCCCGCCCCGUUGAUCGCCGAUAAAUAAAACGAUAAUAUCUCGCUCGUGUGAACGUGUUCGUCGCUUGUUUCUCGAAAGGAAGCGCGACGAUACAGAGGAGAAAAACAAGAGAGGGGUGAAAGAGAAAAGAGAGAGAGAGAGAGGGAGGGAGAGGGCGAGGGAGAGAAAUAUCGAGGAGAGAAAAGAGGAGGAACGAAAUUAAAGUGCGCGGGUUGGUUACUGGGGCGCGAAUGAUUUGUAGGUCGGAUAUUUCGAAAAUUGCGACCGCCAGCUGCCACGGGGUAUGUUUCACCGAAUGAUAUCCGGAUCGCCGGAUCGAUCGGGAAUCGAAAUUUUCCCACCCCGCUCCUCCUAACGUCUAUCGCCCUCCCUUCGAGCCCUUCCCUCUUCUUUACCGCCGCCGCCGCCUUCCUUCCACGUUCUUGCGCCCGUAAUUACAACAAGUGUCGCGCGAGAAAUACGCGGACGGAGAAAUAUCACUCGUUUCGGAAAUGGAGUAACGGCGUGCCGUUUUCUUUUUUUUUUUUUUUUUCGCCAACGUAUUUUCGCCCUCGAACGUAUCUCCACCCCCGUAUGCAUACGAUUGCACGCGUUACAUCGCGUCCCGUGCUCGUCGCGAAAUAGUCGCUCGUGUUCGACACGGUCACGCGAUCGAAAGAGAAAGAGAUCAACUCGGAGGCGAGGAUCAAUCGAAGGAGAAGGGGAAGAAGGGGUUGUGAAAGUGCGUGAGAUACGUAGAAGGUGGAGAGGGAAGGUUUCCCAAGUGACGAGCGUCGGGUGAAGGUGUUGGAGGGCGGUCAAGGAUCCACGAGAGUGCGAGAACGGAGUUGCACGAGUUCCAACCGCAAUCGCGACGCUUGAUUUCGUGGCAUUGUCUGGCUCCCUGCACGCGGUCCACGGUGUAUCAAAGGCGAGGCUCGCCCUCCUCGUGUAUACGACGGGGAUACAACAAAGGAAAUACGAUUGGUGGAGGUGGAUUUCCAUGGAAUAACGACGCAACCAUGAUCAAUAUGAAGUUUUUUCGCGUCGUACUGGCCCUUUUAGGGGGUACGCACGUCCUCUGCGCCCAGCCAUCCGCCUCGCCUACCGUGAAAAGUACCGGUGGAUCGAGUUUGGCGAGUGUGGUCGCUGGAAGUAAGCCGACGAGACUUUCGAAUAAACCGGAUUUCGACGACAUCGGCCCACGAAAUGUCACCGCCAUUGUUGGCCAAACAGCGGAAUUGAAUUGCUUCGUGAAACAUCCUGGAGACAGAGUGGUAUCCUGGAUGCGUAAAAGGGAUUUACACAUACUCACGUCGUCCAUCUAUACGUACACGGGGGACGAAAGAUUUUCGGUGAAGCAUCCCGAGGCAUCCGACGAGUGGACGUUGAAGAUCGAUUACGUUCAGCAACGUGACGCCGGGGUUUACGAAUGCCAGGUUAACACCGAGCCCAAAAUGAAUUUAGCCUUCGUUUUGAGAGUGGAAGAAAGUGCCCCUGUCCCCGCCACCACCACACCGAACGCCAUUCACCGGACGUUCAACUCAGCCGCUCAGGCGAAAAUCGUGGGUCCGGAAGACGUGUACGUGAAGAAGGGUAGCACGAUAAGCCUCACGUGCAUCGUUAAUGUGCAAAGUACACCGCCCAGCAGCGUUUCGUGGCAUCACGGAGGAGAUGUGAUGGAUUUCGACAGUCCCAGCGUUCACCGUAGGGGCGGGGUUUCCUUGGACACGGAGAAGACGGAAAGCGGAACGACGAGCAGACUUCUGGUGACACAAGCCAGAUUGACCGACAGCGGAAAUUACACCUGCAUUCCCAGCAACGCGAAUCCAGCCAGCGUAAUGGUCCACGUGCUGAAUGGGGAACAUCCAGCGGCCAUGCAACACGGCGGAAGUUGCGGCGUCGCGCCCACCAUUUUAUCGGCGACCCUUACUCUGGUGAUCUCGAAUCUGCUAAGGUGAGCGGUGUCGUGCUUGUGAAUCGUGCGACUUGGAAGCCAUCACACGGGCUGUGGUCGAGCUCGUUUCGUGAACCGGUGAGACGGUACCCCCGAAGGAAGGAGGAGGGAUUGGUGGUUCUUGUUCAAAGGUAAAAAAGCGCGAACGAAGGAGAAGGCCGCGCGUCCCUCUGCUUUGAGAGAGGAAAGCAUACGGCGGAAAUCACGUUGCGAGAAUAGAAACGUGACUUAGCGGUGCUGCCAACGGUGCUGCGAAAUCAUCGGGGUGGUUUUUAAAUGGGGGGUGGAACGGCAGGGGGACAGGGAGAGGAAGGGAUUUAGGGGUUGGAACAAAGUGCAGUGGAUCUGGACGGCAGUGGUGGUGAAUGACGCAGUGACACGGAAAGUGGAGCUCGACUUUGCACACGUACGUUUUUACCGUAAAUUUUCAUUCCACGUCAUAAACUAUUCCAUGAUACGUCUAUAUUUCUUUAGCAAUUUUUCAUCGGCCAUCGUGUGGGAGGGGAGGGAGGGAUGUGUGAUUCGCCUCGCGAGUGAAGAAAAGGUGAGAGAGAGAGAGCGAGAGAGAGAGAAAGAAAAAACAAAAGGUUCGUAUUUGUAUACCUCUGCGAAACUCGGAUAAUAAUAAAAGAAAAAAAACGACAAAGAAUUCGAUUAAAGGAUUCCGAGAGAUGCGAGACUGACUCUGAGGAUCGGAUGCGAUCGAUGAACGAGUGUGUCCAAAGCGUGUUUAAUCGAAAAGCGGCUUCGAGAUAUACUAGUGAACAGCUCGUCUAACGGACUUCUCGAGAUCGGAUUAUUAUACACGAUCCGACGAUGGGACGAUUAAUUGACCCGUCCGAGAUCGUGUAUAUCGAGUACGUAGCGUAAGUUUCUUUGUAUAUAUAUAUAAAAAAAGGAGGAGAAGAAGAGGAAGAGGAAGAAGAAAGAAGGACCGUUCGAUAAAUAGCGAUUUCGUCGCGACCUCGUUUGUACAGUGAGAAAACGUGAUCGAGAAUUACGGGAAUCGCGGAUCUGGGCAACGUAUGUACAUAAAGGAACUAUUUCGAUUUCCGUCUCGAACGUUUUAAAGUAUGAAACUUUCCGUGUUAUCGUUGAUCACGGGAUUAGAUCGGUCGGAGUUUGCCCAGAUCCGAUUGGUCGGCCUCCGGAAUUCAGUGUAAUUUCGCGAGGACGAGUUUCCUCUGGAUUCUUCUGAUCGAUACACAGACGGUUUCUUUUCCUUCCAUCGACGCGUAAUUUGUCCUCUUUUAUUUUUUUCUUUUUUAGGAAUGAUAAAUUGUCAUCAAUAUCAGUCGCGCUGGAUAUGUUUGAGAGAGAGAGAGAGAGAGAGAAAAUUGUUGGUGAAUGGUGAGGGACGACAAAGCGAUGUCUAUUCGUUGUUGCUCACGAUAAAACUGCUCACACUUUUGUUUCCAGGGAACGUGAUUGUUCUUUUUCUUUUUUUCAGUGGACAAAAUACCAUUUUCUUCGCAAAAUUUCGAAUCGAAUUGUAUUGGCGAAACCUGUCGUUGGUUCGACGAUUAUUAAAACGAUGCAAUCACGUUAAUCCGCGAGAAGAAAUUUACAAAUUUAUCGUAAGAAUUCUACGAACGCGAUUUAAGCAUAGGGCUCGUGUUUAGAUAAGAAUACGAAGAUAAUGUAAAUGUAUGAUUAAAAAUAUCUGCUAAUAGAUAUCCGCGAACGAGAAAGAAACGUUCUGUUUCGAAGAAUAUAAAUGAAAAUCUCUGAUAAAUCGGGAUUAAUCAUCGAAAUUUUUUGACAAUGAAUCGAGAGUAAAGAAAUUUUCGUUCGAAGUCAAUGGAAUUCAAAUUUUUCUUUACUCUUUUUUUUUCCUUCGAUUCGUCAACCUUCUUCCUUCCAAGGAAUUAUAUUGUCGUCGUCGAAGAUGAGACGCGCGAUCUUCUAAAAGACACGAGACGGUAGUGAUGACUUUAAUUAGUAGAUUUAUUACGGAUAAAUAAUGUAACGAGUAAAAACGAGGAAACGAUAUCAUAACGAUGUAGAGAGCGAGUUUAAGACGCGAUUUAAUCAUAGGUUUAAAUAGAUUUUUUAUAAACGUUGUACCACGUGGCCAAAGAGUCUGGUGCAUAUACGAUGUAAAACGAGAAACUGCCAGAAACUGCCAGAAAUUGCAAUUCACUGUGUUACGUUGCACGGAUUUUACAACAGAGGAGGAGAGGCGAGAAAGGGAAGGUUCGCGAUAUAUAAUAUAUUAUUCCUUCUUGUAUAGUUUAUACGGUAAUUUAUGUCGUUGUGAGAGGACAAUAUUUUGAAGUUGAAGCGUGAGGAUAGCGUUAAAGUGCGGUUGUUUAAAGUAAAAAGAAAAAAGAAAAAAAAGAAAAAAAAAAGGAAAAAAAAAACAGGAAAAAAAAAGAUGAUACGUGAAAAAGUAAAAUGAUCUAAAGACGAGAAAUCAAAAGGAUCGGAUAGAUACAGAUUUUUGGAACGUUAUUCGUGUAUGAUAUUAUUCAGAGAGAGAGAGAUUUAACGUUUUUGAUUAGGGAGAUUGAACGAAUUGAUCGAUUUAUAAAUAAUGUUGGAACAAGAAAGGGGGGAGGAUCGUCGUUAUUGAUUAAAGAAAAAAAAAGGAAUUAAAAAAUAAUAAUAAUAAAAAAUCUUUUUCUUCAUCAAUUUUUUAAUAUAUAUUUAAAUAUACUUUGUUUCGAAUCUCGUCAUCUUCGAAAUCUCGUUCCUUUGAAAUGAUGUUCGGUUCUAAUAACGAUAUAGGUUCGAUGUUACGCAUAAGAGACUCCUGAAUGUCAUCAUUUCACGUAAUAUCGAUAAUGAUCUCGCGUUCGAGAUAGGGGAAAAAAAAAAACGAAAAAAAAAAAACGAAAAAAAAAAAAAAGAAAAGAUAAAGACAAAAAACGAUAAAGCUCACUCGAAACACGCGUCAAUCGCUGAUAAUCAAAGAGAAGAAGCAGAAAAAUAUCGAGAGGGGACGUUACACGUUAAUUGUGUCACUAGAUAAUCGAUAUCCGCGACUCGCAUAAUUACGAAAUGUUGCACAAUUUAUAUAGUUAAGCCUAGAUCGCAUUGUACAUAAAGAAUAAAGGGAAAAAAAAAAAACAAUUCAUAAUCGAUAAUGUACCAUGUUAUAGAGGAACGUGAAGCAUGAAUCAAAAAAAGUGGCAGAGGUAAAAAAUGCGGCAAAACGAGUGAGUACAGACUUAUUAUACUGUAAAGAUAUUCAUCGACGUGAAUACUGUUUCAAUAAAUGUAAUAUGAUGAUAUAAAA
Apis mellifera (honey bee) is the source of this 6213-nucleotide messenger RNA. Its product is annotated as basement membrane-specific heparan sulfate proteoglycan core protein. The coding region runs from base 2038 to 2976 and encodes 312 amino acids. The record is from RefSeq and is a predicted model, not a curated record. Gene Ontology annotation, biological process: synapse organization. Gene Ontology annotation, cellular component: neuron projection membrane. NCBI's taxonomy places the organism in Eukaryota, Metazoa, Arthropoda, Insecta, Hymenoptera, Apidae. The transcript is spliced from 8 exons.